GUCCAUAAAAUUUGCUUGCGGUUUAAGAUUUGUAUUCCUGCCUUUUGCACCAUAGCACGUAUCUAGUUAUUUUCAGGCCAGUGUGAACGCCUGAGCAGGCGUCUUGUUAUGGAAAGAAAACGAACCACAGCUUCAGAACAAUCGAGAAGUCGCGCAAAAGAGAUUGGAAGGCUUGCAACGACGAUUUGAGCGAGACCCAGAGUAUGAGAAAGAUUAUCGCAAAGCUGUCAGCAAGUAUGUAGAAGACGGAUAUACGCACAAAGUGGGUGAAGAAGACGACUUCAAUGGACCAAAUCAGUGGUAUCUCCCUCAUCACGGAGUAUAUAAGAAAUCAUCCGCCGAGAAGAAGAUCCGAGUAGUCUUUGAUGCCUCAGCUAAGUACAGAGGCAAAUGUUUGAACGAUGCUUUACUCCCAGGACCUGUUCUACAGAAUGAACUUCCACAAGUCCUCACAAAGUUCCGGGAAGGUGAUGUUGCAUUCGGAGCCGAUAUCGAGGCAAUGUUUAGCCGAGUUAGAUUGCAGGAGCAAGAUGCUAGAUAUCAUCGCUUUCUGUGGAAAGAGAAAAACAGUGAGGUCAUUGACACUUAUCAGAUGAACAGAUUAGCCUUCGGUGAUACCUCGUCACCAUGCGAAGCAAUUUAUGUCACUCGCCAAACUGCUAAAGAUCAUGGACAAGGACAAGAAGAAGCUGUGAGAGCUAUUAACGAGAACUUGUACGUGGACGACUAUCUUGACUCUGCAGAGACUAAGGAACAAGCAAUCAAGAGAGGACAGCAAGUAAAGGAGAUCUUAGCAAAGGGUGAUUUACAUUUAAGGAAGUGGACUUCCAACAUCCCGGAAGUAGUAUCUGAGCUCGGACAGGAAACGAAACCUGAAGUUGACAUUGUGACCAACCUUGUCGAACAUGAACCAGAAAAGAAAAUUCUCGGUGUAAAAUGGAACACUGAAACUGACGAACUUACAUUUGCAGUUGCACCGGUUGAAGAUGUAAGAUACACCCGAAGAGGCCUCCUGAGCAAGCUGGCCGGCGUGUUCGACCCCCUUGGGUUAGCUUCGCCAUUCAUUAUCAAAGCAAAGAUCCUAACACAACAAUUAUGCCUACUAGGUCUCGAUUGGAAUGACCCCAUUCCUAAUUCCCACCUGACGAAGUGGAAAGCUUGGUUAAGAAGGCUGCCAGAGUUAGAGCUAGUAUGUGUACCACGAUGUAUACAACCUAAGAAGAAAAACGUGAUCGAGUCAGAGAUCCAUACGUUCUGUGAUGCCUCGGAGGAAGCUUUCGCGGCCGUGGUCUAUUUGAGAAGCAUUUAUGACGAUGGCGACGUACGGUGCUCCUUCCUGAUGGCCAAGACGAAAGUAGCUCCGAAGAAAGCUUUAAGUGUAGCAAGGCUUGAACUGCAAGCUGCCCUUCUAGGUGCUCGCCUAGCGAAUUAUGUUAAAGAAGCUAUGACACGACACAUUGACCGCGUGUUCUUUUGGACGGACAGUAAAUGUGUUAUUGGUUGGAUACGAUCUACUGCAGUUUGGUAUAAGCCGUUCGUCGCUCACCGAGUUGGCGAAAUCCAAACGUUGACAGACCCAAAGUCCUGGCGCCACGUACCUGGCCGACUGAAUGUAAGUGACUGUGCCACCCGUUCGAGAUUUGAUGAGCGGUCGGAAUUAAUUCCCGUGCGUUGGUUCACUGGCCCUGAUUUCCUUUAUCAAGGUGAAGAUAAAUGGCCAAAGGAAAUGCCUGUCGAAGAGUUACAGCAACACGAAGAAAUCAAACCAAGCAAAAUAUUCGUUGCCAAAUUCAACCCAGAGCGCGUUCCCGUCUAUGCUGACGUCGAUUUGGAGCGAUGUUCGUCCUUGUCGAAAGCACAGCGAGUAGCAGCGUUAGUUCAUCGUUUCUUCAAUGUAUGUAAAGGAAAGAAACCAAAGAGUAGUGUCGUAACCGUACAAGAAUUACGAGUUGGACUGACUGCCCUAGUAUGCCAAUGUCAACGAGAGGCAUUCCCCGACGAGCUCCAAUCCUUGGAAAGAACGAAAAGUGUCAGCAAGCGAUCAAAACUGUUGUCAUUUACACCCUACCUCGACGAGAAUAACGUAAUACGUGUUGGAGGAAGACUUGACCGAGCUCAAUUCCUUACGAAGUGCGACACCCGAUCCUCCUACCUCAGAAACACCGUUUGACCCAGCUGAUUAUCGGGAGCUAUCAUCGGCUCGAAAAACACGGAGGAACCAGUGGCGAAGCCAGCGGUCAUGCAGGUCAUGCAGUGCAUGACUAAAAAUUUCCCCCAAAAUGUUUAAAAAUCAGUUCAGUAUAAUUGUUUACAAUAGAAUUAUACUUUAUCUUUGCACUUCUACGCCUAAGUAUUUUAUUUAUUAUUUUGUUUACCCAAAUCAAUGGUCUUUAGGCGAUAUUCUUGCUAAAUAUUCUCGUAUGUUAUUGAUUUUGGCUUUGUUACCUUGGCAACUGAGCGGUCCUGCAUAUUUUCAUAUGCAUGACCGGUUGCGUAAGCGCGUGGAAAAAGAUUGCGUGUGAUUAUGGCGCUUUUUCGGGUUCAAAAUGCAAUACUUUAAAUUUGUCGAUAUCUGUCUUUGGAAGAGUAGCUAUUUGACG
This is a messenger RNA of Paramuricea clavata, 2600 nucleotides long. The record is from the annotation of a GenBank genome assembly. Lineage: Eukaryota; Metazoa; Cnidaria; Anthozoa; Malacalcyonacea; Plexauridae.